AUGUCCAUCGCGGCGAGUUUCUUAGAUAAUCCCCUGCUGAAAGUGAGCCGACCGGUUGCCGCUUGCUCAAGAUGUCGCACCGCGAAGAUCAGAUGUGACGGCAAGCUCCCCGCAUGCUCGGCUUGCGAAAGGGUGAACAAGGCGAGCUCGUGCUCCGGCGCGAGCGACGAAUUUGCCAAGGGAAAAGAGCGGAGUUAUGUCGCGUCACUGGAAGGAUACUGCGAGAAGCUGGAAAAGAAGAUUGCGGAGUCGCGUGCCCGGUCAAGCUCGCUGUCCGUCGAGGGGAAUGGGAUCGCUCGGGAGAUGUCGAUCACCUCGACCUCGUCCGAAGGUCCAUUAGGUCCUGCACACCGCAGAGAGGUUUCGGACAUUGAUGACUUGGUGGGCGAUUUUGGUUUCCUCUCGGUCAAUGCGACUUCGCGAGACUUCCACGGUAUCUCCUCGACUACCUCCUUUGCCAACCUCCUCCUCUCGGUCGCCCUAGCCGAUUCGCCGCCACCAUCCUCUUCAUAUUCACUACCUCCGCGACACGAGGUGACCCCGUUGCUACAACACUACUUCGAUAAUGUUUUUGUGCAGCUACCGUUCUUUGUCGAAACGAGCUUUUGGACCUCGGUAGAUGCAGUGUAUCAGUCAGGCGGCCGGUUCGCCAAACCUUUCGACCAUUGGAUAUUGCGCAUGGUUCUCGCCAUCUCUUCCGCAUCGGUGUCAUACCAUUACAAUGAUAAGAGCCAUCAAAGGGCAUGGGCUCUCGUCACGGAGGCGUUGACACACGCCGAGGAAGUCCUUCGCCCCGGUUCAAUUACAGGGAUCCAAGCGAUCCUAUUGCUGGCCCAGUAUUCUUUGGUUGACCCGGCACGGUUUCGGGCGUGGUACCUGGUCGGAAUGGCUGUUAAGGUUGCCGUCGAUCUCGGCUUGCAUCAGGACCCUCCUACCGAGGUUGGGACUGAGGUCGACCGUCUUGAUCUCCGUCGCCGUGUGUUCCAUUGCAUCUACUGUCUAGACAGAGGAUUGAGUACUGCCAUGCGGAGAACCUUCUCGUUCUCUGAUGGAUCUGUAAACGUCGCAUUGCCAUCAAUCACCACAUCGCCGGGGGCGCCCAUAGAGCAGAGCCACAUUUUCUUACGCAGUCCAGAACCUGCUUUGCAUAUUGUCAAGAUCCGACAGAUCCUAUCUGCGGGCUAUCAAGAGAUGCAUUGCAAUGGGCGCGAUCCGUCCCCGCAGGCCCUGCCUCUCAUCUGGACUUUAUGCUGGCGAGCACGGGAGUGGUUUCACCAAUGCCCCAAGAACGCCCCCAACCAUUUCUCACUCCUGUACCGACUCGAAUUAUUAUAUACCAUCAUUAUCCUUCUCUCUCCCUCAUACCGAUACCCAGUCCUCCACGAAUACAACAAAGCCCUCCUCUUCGACCGCUGCAUGGACUACAUCAGCCAGAUUCACCAGGUUCUGGAAAAUCCCAGCGUUCUGCCCUUCCUGACAUACCUGGACAUCCAGCGUGUCCACCAGGUCGGUCGAUUAUUCGUCAAUGUCUUGUCCGAGAACUACGACCAGCUCAUCAGCACCACUGUCCCAGCACCCCCGCCCGUCCCCGCCGGGAGUCCGGACCCACCAGUACUGGCCGAUGAAGACCUGUUCAAUUGCCAUGCCCGCGCCAUCCGCUGUCUCUCUUACAUCCGCGACUUGCUCAAGUACUGCGUCAGAAAGUGGGACUUGCACGGGCAUAUAGAACAGUUCGAGAUCGAGUCGGCGUCUGUGGAGCAGACUCUCAUGGACGGCUCGAAGGGAUAUAUGUCGGGCCAGGGGAUCUCCAAUCAUGACCCGUCAUCCGGAAUGCCGCCGGCCGGCGAUACGUACUCGGGGUACCAGCUUGGGUUAUAA
This is a messenger RNA of Penicillium bovifimosum, 1878 nucleotides long. Its product is annotated as Zn(II)2Cys6 transcription factor. The record is from RefSeq and is a predicted model, not a curated record. The transcript is spliced from 3 exons. Gene Ontology annotation, biological process: DNA-templated transcription; positive regulation of transcription by RNA polymerase II. Bases 1 to 1878 code for a protein of 625 amino acids. Gene Ontology annotation, molecular function: zinc ion binding; sequence-specific DNA binding; DNA-binding transcription factor activity, RNA polymerase II-specific. Lineage: Eukaryota; Fungi; Ascomycota; Eurotiomycetes; Eurotiales; Aspergillaceae.